UGAUCAGACGUGACAGUUAGCUAUAUUCUGAGGAUUUCGCAAGAUUGACGAGGGCCAAAACUCAAGGUUCAACCCCAGCAGGUGAUUAGUUGGGUUGAAGCUGUGCUGGAGGAAAGAGUUUGUUUCAGCUCAAGGAGAAACUGAACAUAACAGAAAAUGGGGGAUUUAGGAUUCCUUUCAAAGCUGCUGGAAGAAGUCAAUAACCACUCCACAGUCAUUGGAAAAGUAUGGAUGACCGUCCUAUUUUUGUUCCGAAUCAUGGUUCUGGGUGCCGGGGCAGAAAAAGUGUGGGAUGAUGAACAUUCUAAUUUAGUGUGCAACACGCAGCAACCUGGUUGCGAGCAGGUGUGCUACGACUGGCAGUUCCCCAUCUCCCACAUUCGGUUCUGGGUGUUGCAGAUCAUCUUCGUCUCCACGCCAACCCUGAUGUACCUCGGCCACGCCAUGCACAUCAUCUCCAAGGAGAACAAGCUACGCGAGCGGAUCCAGAGGCACGAAGAGAACGUGAAGUCGCCCAAGUACACCGACGACAAAGGCCAUGUGAGGAUCAAGGGCCAGCUCCUCGGCAGCUACCUGACGCAGCUCUUCUGCAAGAUCCUCCUGGAGAUCGGCUUCAUUGUGGGCCAGUACUACCUCUACGGCUUCGUCAUGGUGCCCAUGUUCUCCUGCUCCCAGUCGCCCUGCCCCUUCACAGUGGCCUGCUACAUGUCGCGACCCACCGAGAAGACCAUCUUCAUCAUCUUCAUGCUGGCCGUGGCCUGCGUAUCCCUGGUGCUCAGUGUGGUCGAGCUUUUCUUCCUCCUCUGUUCUAGGGUGCGAUGCGGCCGUGGUGGUGGUCGCCACCGCCACGGUCUCGGCACCACCGCACCACCACACUCCGGCCCACCAAGCUGGACCCCCCGCAUGGAGCUGGACACCGUGGCCCAGAACCAGCUCAACACGUUGCACGGUGAACGCCAGAGCCUGGGCGGCAGUCUGGACGGCGCCAAGGAUGAUAGGCUGCUAGGGGGUCACUGAAGCUGAUAUGACCGUCACAGUUCCAUGUUUUGUGUUUGAUUGUCCUGAAAAGUCACAUAUAUAGGAGAUAUUCGUCACAAGGCAGUGUCUGGGAAGUUUUAACCUGUUCAUGUUUCAGGAGAGAGGUUAUUUUGUAUCUUUGCAUCUUGUCUCCAUGAUAUUGGUGAGAUAGUGGGUGUGAGGGUAUGAUUGUUGAUCUUGUGUUAACAAAACCUUGUUGUGUUGAUUACGUGCUGCCUGUUGUAAAUCAAUUUUUAAGUUAUUGAACUGUCAUGUGUAAGGUAACAUUUUUGCACAGCAUUUGUAUAUAAGUCAGAAAAAGGUAUAUGUAGAACAUUAUAUUUAGAUAAGCAUUGUUUUGGGACAGAUUACGUAUUUAUCAUGCAAAUACUGUAAAAAAAAAUGACUGUGUAAGUUUCUAUAUCUUGUGGAUCUUUGACACUGUUUUCAAUAAAAAAAUAAUUUCAAAUCUGA
Molecule: messenger RNA, 1491 nt
Organism: Alosa sapidissima (American shad)
Lineage: Eukaryota; Metazoa; Chordata; Actinopteri; Clupeiformes; Clupeidae
Product: gap junction Cx32.2 protein-like
Exons: 2
Coding region: 157-1017 (286 amino acids)
Biological process (GO): cell communication
Cellular component (GO): connexin complex
Source: RefSeq, a predicted model, not a curated record